AGUAGCCUCUAAUAAUGAUGAAAUAAAAAUGCGACAACAAAACCUUCUCUCUCAUAUAUUUUUAUUUUAAGCAACCUUCACCUUUAUCAACACACUCUUCUUCGUCUACUUCUUCAUCUUCUUCUUAAACGUCUGUCAAUGGCAUGUUAUACAACCAUAAUCACGGUAUUUUUGGUCCUGAACUUAGUUCAAGGUGCACCUCAAGUGCCUUGUUAUUUCAUUUUUGGGGACUCGUUACUUGAUAAUGGCAACAACAAUGACCUUAACACAGCAGCAAGAGCUAAUUAUCUACCUUAUGGAGUUGACUUCCCCGACGGUCCAACUGGUCGAUUCACCAAUGGCCGCAAUAUGGCAGAUUUCCUAGGGGAACACCUUGGUUUUGAUAACUACAUUCCACCUUAUGCUAGUGCAACGGGUGAUGAGAUCUUGCAAGGUGUGAAUUAUGCAUCUGGUUCAGCUGGAAUUCGCAACGAUACAGGAAAUCACCUUGGCUAUCGGAUUUACUUGGGCAGGCAAUUGGAGAAUCAUAAAGUCACAAUAUCCCGAAUAGCUGAUUUACUUGGGAAUACAACCUCAGCCAAAAACCACUUGAAUAAGUGCCUCUUCAUUGUGGGAAUAGGCAGCAAUGACUACAUCAACAAUUUUCUAAUGCCAGAUAUCUAUCCAACAAGUCAUUUGUACACACCAAGUCAAUACGCAACAGUCUUGAUAGAACAGUACUCCCAACAGCUAAAGGAUUUGUAUGAAGAUGGAGCAAGGAAAAUCACCCUAUUUGGACUGCCCCAAAUAGGUUGCAUUCCAGAUGAGUUGAAAAAACACAGCACACUUUUAUGUGUUGAUUCAACAAAUGAGGCAGUUCAAUUAUUCAACCAAAACCUUAAAGCUCUUGUUGACGAUCUUAAUACCAAUUUACCGGACGCACAAUUCAUAUACAUAAACAUGUAUAGCAUUUCAUCCGCAAUUGCUAUAACUCUUUUGAAUUAUCCAUGCUGCCAAGUUUCGAAGAUCAUGCCUGAAGGGCAAUGUAUUCCAGGAAAAGCUCCAUGCCUUAUUAGGCCUACACAUCUCUUUUUUGAUAAUUUCCAUCCCACUGAAAUUGCCAAUUCGAUCGCUAUAAAUAGAGCUUACAAUGCUCUUCUAUCCUCUGAUGCUUAUCCUAUGGACAUUCGUCACUUGGUCACGGGCAACAAAUUGUAUUAUGAUCAGUAACUUUCGCGUAUUUCACAAUUUUCAUGCAUAUUUGUAAUAAUCGCUUAUGCUAUAGAAUAAGAAUUUAAAUCCAGUGUAUCUUUUUGGAUUGGAUUAAAAUUGAUCAUGUUCCAGAUUGGUC
Nicotiana tabacum (common tobacco) is the source of this 1330-nucleotide messenger RNA. Its product is annotated as GDSL esterase/lipase At1g29670-like. NCBI's taxonomy places the organism in Eukaryota, Viridiplantae, Streptophyta, Magnoliopsida, Solanales, Solanaceae. Gene Ontology annotation, molecular function: hydrolase activity, acting on ester bonds. The record is from RefSeq and is a predicted model, not a curated record.